Messenger RNA from Anguilla anguilla (European eel), 1438 nucleotides. RefSeq names its product sialic acid-binding Ig-like lectin 10. The coding region runs from base 559 to 1275 and encodes 238 amino acids. Lineage: Eukaryota; Metazoa; Chordata; Actinopteri; Anguilliformes; Anguillidae. The record is from RefSeq and is a predicted model, not a curated record. The transcript has 7 exons.
UUCAUGGGCGGGGCACUGCAUUGCACCCUUGAGCAGCGUACUUACUCAACUGCUUCAGUAUUUAUCCAGAAAUAUAAAUAGGUACAACGUAAAAAAGCCAAAAUUGAGUAACUUUCUUUGGAUAAGGAUGUCUGCUAAAUGCUCUCAAACAAAAAAUAUAUAAAAUGAUUUGAAACUUCAUUCCAAAAAUCAAAAUCUAAUGAUUUUUCCACCUUUCCAUUAAUUGUACAACAGAAAAAACCAGUACAAACCAUUUUUUUUUAGCAUUAUGGGUCUAGCUAUGGUAAUAAGUUGUGUUUCUUCAUAAAUUCCAAGGUAAUUUUGAUCAUUAGUGAGGGAAGAAAUAUGACAAUACUUGGGUUCAUUAGCAAUAGAGAAGCUUGCUACAUUGCCUUUUAAAAAACAAAUAUUUUUCUUCCAGAUCCUCUUAAGAACACCUCAGUGUCUGUCAGUCUCUCUGACUCAGUGUUUGCAGGCAGCUCUGUGACUCUGACCUGCAGCAAUAAUGUCAACCCACCAGUGCAGAACUACACCUGGUAUAAAGUGAGUGGGACAGACAUGAGCAAUGUAGGAACUGGACAGAACCUCACCUUCAAUGUGACUGAGUCCAGUGGCAGUGAACAGUACUACUGUGAAGCACAGAAUGAACAUGGCAAGGAGAACUCAACAACUGUACAGCUCAAUGUAAUAUACAUGCCUCAGAUCUCUGGCUCUGGGAGCUGCAGCAGAACUGCAGCAGAGAUCAGCUGCUCCUGUGAGAGCCGUGGGAAUCCCUCUCCCAGCAUGGAGUGGCGUGUGUCUGGACUGCGGGUCACUAACUCUACUGAGAGAGUCAUCAGAGAGGAGCAGCUGGGGAACACAGGCCUGAGGAGUUCCCUCACCAUGCGCCAAUCACAGGGAGACACGCCCACUCUCCUCUGCGUCAGCACCAACACUCUCGGCUCCACCAGCCUCCAGCUCCACGUCCCGUCUCCACAGCAACACUCAGGUUUUCUCAUUACCUCAUUGCUGAUUGGUGCAGCUGCCAGUGCUGGUGCCAUGAUGAUGAUAUGCCUCAUAAUGCAGCUCAUUCUAAAGUUGUCUAGAAGACUGAAGGGAGGGAGGGACGGGGACACAUAUGCCAGUCUGCAGCUCCCCAACAUCAGCCCUGACUAUGACGUGCUGCAGGUAAAAAACAAGCAUCAGAAACACACAGGGAGUACACAAGAUGAGAACGAUGAUUACCAGAACCCUGAAGAUGGAAACAGACCAGAUUCAGGGGCUAAUUCAAAAUAGCAAGGCUGAAGAUCAGAGAGGGCUCCCGUUCACACAUGGAUGACGGCGUGAACUUCGGUCUAAACCCACAUGAGAAUAAUAUUCAGUUUUAAAGGGGCAGUUCACCCGAAAAUGAAAGAAAGCUGCGUUUCAUCUUACCAGGACUGCUAUCGAUCCAUCCAGA